This is a messenger RNA of Mesocestoides corti, 231 nucleotides long. The record is from the annotation of a GenBank genome assembly. Lineage: Eukaryota; Metazoa; Platyhelminthes; Cestoda; Cyclophyllidea; Mesocestoididae.
AUGAAUGGGAAAUGUGGGGAGGGGGGACGGCAACAAGCGCAGGCGCGUGUGCACGCCCAAGUACCCUACCUCUACGCACGCGUCAAGACGGUGUGCGCGCGCACACGAGCGUCGAUCAAUACCAACGGUUCAGCACGCGCACAAGCCUCCGCGCCAGCUGUCGCAAUGCCCGAACGCGAGCGUGCAUGCGUGCGCACGCGCGCCAUCGAUUUUGGGCAAGCGCGCGCGUAG